This is a messenger RNA of Ictalurus furcatus (blue catfish), 1705 nucleotides long. RefSeq names its product CD302 molecule (gene cd302). Gene Ontology annotation, molecular function: signaling receptor activity. The record is from RefSeq and is a predicted model, not a curated record. The transcript has 6 exons. Lineage: Eukaryota; Metazoa; Chordata; Actinopteri; Siluriformes; Ictaluridae. The coding region runs from base 83 to 820 and encodes 245 amino acids.
AUGUGUGCGUGUGUGCGUGCGCGCGCUUGCCUCACUCCAACUUCCUCACUGCAGCCAUGAUUUCUGUUCUGCACUGAUAAGUAUGGCGUCCAGAGUCUGUAACAUUUUAUCGCUUGUGAGCUUUAUUUCGAUUUUACUACGCUACUGCGCUCGCGCUCAGGCUAAUGGCGUUUGCCCAGCUGAUGUACGGACAUGGGUGCCCUUUGGCCAGAGUUGCUAUCACUUUGUCCAUGGAGAAGAGGAUUUGGCCAAAAGUUACACCAUAGAGAAAGCUAAAGAUAUGUGCCAAGGCUUUGCCCUUCUGACGGUGCGCAGUGCUGCAGUUAAUGACUUCAUCGUUCAGUACAGUCCUAAGGUGUGGAAAGGCACUGUGUACAUCUGGCUAGGAUUAUAUUAUGACAGUGACGAUGAUCAGUUUAAAUGGAACGAUAAUUCUAUUGUGAGCUAUAAGAACUGGGUGGAAGGGGGCUCAGCUGAUUGGGACAUACCUAUAAUGGACAAAUGUGUGGUGCUGCACUCCACCACUGGCAAGUGGGAGAACAUCAGCUGCUCUGAGACAAGUGAGAAUGGAGUGGUGUGUGAAGCAGCCCAGAAGACUGUUGUAAUUGGGAAAAAGAAUGGCAGUCCUCUCCUCUCUGCACUCGUCAUUCUGAGUGUGAUUGCUAUUUUGGGAAUUUCUGCAGUUGUGUGGUUUUUCAACCAGAGUAGCAGCUCUGGCUCACCAUUGCUUCCUUCCUUUGAGUACCAUCCUCCUUUUAGAUCACCCUCGGCUGAUCAGACAUGCUUGGUGGAAGCUGAAGAGCUUGAGGAAACUUCCUAAAGCCCUGAGUCUUGGGCCUUAAUGAUGCCGUUGUGUCAGUUACACCCCAUUAGAAGUAAAGUGACACAAUGGAAGUUAGAUACUACACAAUCAGCUGUUCUCUGUAUAUAUGCCACUUAUCUAGAGUGCAGUUAGUGAAUAGUUCUGGUCCAUAUGCGUGAUCUAUUGUUUGUCCGCUGUGGUUAAUGUAUCACAGAAAGCAGAGGAGUGAUUUUGGUAGCUAAAAAUUUUUUGGCUCAAAUAUUUGUAACUAUUUGGGAAACAGGAGAGAUUUUCCAUCUAGAUGUUACAUAAAUAAUGACAGCACCUUACCUAAUCUUUUUGGUCAAAAAUGCCCUAAGUGUCCAGGUAUCUGUAAAGCUAUUUUGUUUAGGUAACAUUUAUAGUGUUUUUGAGAAUUGCACCUUCUGGAUGCCUCCUUUUCACAAUACAGUGGUAAAAUUUUUUGACUUUUUGAUGCUAUUCUUUACAAACGGAGCAAAGAAUGUAAUGGGGCUUUUAAAUCUGGUUUUUAACAGGUUGGGUUUUGGAGGUGCUUUGUACACAAUAUCUGCCUGAUUUGUUGAAGGGAUUGAUUUUUUUUUUCCUCCUGUGCAAUUUGUAUGCUGCAUUUGUAAUAUUAGCAGUGUAAUGUAAUUAUCAUCUAAAAGUAAAAUGGUGCCUUAAGAAGUAUUCUUAAUGAAAUAAUCAGCACAGCAAAAAUGCAAGUCUUUAUAGUGUAAUGAGCAUUAAUGUCACUGUUGUAUUCAAGAUUGCACUUUCAUCCUGUCUAAGAGAGUGGUGUUUGUGUGUGGGGGGUGUUUGCGUGUGCACCCUACCUUGUUAGCUUUUAACUGUAAUCCGAUUGAUUUAAAGUUGGAGAUGUUUAAUAAAAGUCUGAAUUUA